Messenger RNA from Gongylonema pulchrum, 435 nucleotides. Lineage: Eukaryota; Metazoa; Nematoda; Chromadorea; Rhabditida; Gongylonematidae. The record is from the annotation of a GenBank genome assembly.
AUGGAUUUACCGGUGCUCUUAUAUUCGGCUACGGCUACUCUUUUGGUGAUUUUUAUCCUUAUAGCUAUUGUUGUGUUUAUUGUUAGCUGCUUUCAUCUUCUCAGGAGGCAUAGGCUUACGUGGAAAAGCUCAGUCAGCUCAGCAAAACUGGUGUCGAAAUCACUGGAUAUGGCACUUGAUGGUAGCAUCGAGCAGAUUGAUGUGGAGAGGAUAAUAAAUCGUCGUCAGGAAAGGGUUGCAAAAUCUGUAGAAGAAAGCUCGGAAAAGCAAGAGGAGCGAAUAUGCCCGUUGGAGUGUAUUGAUAACGAUACAGCAGCGGUGCUUGCCGUUGAUCAGCUUUUAGAUACUUCAUUUCUAAUUUCUGAUGAAGAGCUCGCCUGUUAUGCACCUGCCGUUGACAUGGAAAUUCUCGCUGCGCGAAGGGAUCGUGUAUGA